GUUGCUGGGGAAUAACUGGCGGCGAAAUCGGCACAUGUUGAUAGAUCGGAGCUUGAAUGAAAGGGGAUUGGUGAAACGGUGGUAUCUGAGUAUAAGCCGGUGGUGUAGUAAAGGACGGCUGCUUGUAGGCACCACUCGUUUCACCACUUUUAGCAGCUUCAGCUCCGUCCGCGCGGUCUUCUGGCCGCUCAUGUCCAUGCGCUCCGAGGCCGACGCCCGCAACGACACCGCCGCCGUCGACUCCCGCCCGCCGAGCGCCUCCACCGACGGCAGCGUGGGGGCGCGCGCGCCGUCGCCGUCCCUGGACAACGACACGCCCGGCGCCACGGCGUCGACGACCGCCUCGAGGGUGCUCGCGCUGCAGGCCCGGCUGGGUGAGGCCCCGCGCGCGGCGCCGCAGCAGCUGUCCCUGACGACGGCGGCACCGCAGCAGCUGGCCCUGACGGCUGCGGCCAAGGUGAGCAGCAUUGGCGUGGCGGCACGCGAGGAGGCCAAAGCCAUCGUCCGGCAUGGCGAGGAGGUCGGCGACGUGGAGGCGGCGUGCCGGAGCUUCGAGAGGCACCUGAUGGAGAUGCUGGUGGAGGAGCGGAAAGUGAUGGACCUGACGGACGUGGAGGAGCUGCUGUGCUGCUGGGAGAAGCUCCGGUGCCCGGCGUUCGUGCAGCUGGUGGGCCGCUUCUACGGGGAGCUCUGCAUGGACCUCUUCUCGGCCCGCGACGCCGACGUCGUGUCAUCUGAAUCAGCAGAGGCUUUGACCGUUGUUGAGUAACCGAAUAAGAAAGAAGGCCCUUUUGUGCAUGACAGGUGGACCCUGCAUUUUUGGACGGCCGGCGCGAUGUUCUGCCACUGCUGUGUGGAAUGGGCCUAGAUGAGAUGAGUGCAGAUACACAAAAAUUCAGAGAUACGCAGCUACUGUUGAGAUGUGGUGUAGUCUAUUUUUCCUUUUCUUCUUCUCUGUGUGUGUUAUGUUUCGUCCAGUCGUCUGUUUCUGGAGUCCGAGAGCCUUAUCUAAUCUACCAUAUAGCGUCACCUCCAAGAC
Messenger RNA from Setaria italica (foxtail millet), 1039 nucleotides. RefSeq lists its product as uncharacterized. Bases 35 to 769 code for a protein of 244 amino acids. The record is from RefSeq and is a predicted model, not a curated record. NCBI's taxonomy places the organism in Eukaryota, Viridiplantae, Streptophyta, Magnoliopsida, Poales, Poaceae. Gene Ontology annotation, biological process: negative regulation of DNA-templated transcription. The transcript has a single exon.